CAGAGGUGGGGGCUGAUCCCGGCAGCGGCCAUGUUCUCCCUGUCGUCCCUGCCCUCCUGGCUCCCCGGCCUCCCCUUCCUCCAGUGGGGCUCUGGCCUCCUAGACUCUGUCCUGCAAGGCCUCAUCGGGGCCAGUGGAGUCUCGGUCCUGAACAGCCUCCUGAAGGUCUACUUCUUUGUGAACUGUGCCAACGACCCUGAGCGGCAGCUGGAAAAGCGCCGGCUGCAGGCCCAGUGGGCCUCGCUGGAGACCCUGCACCUGGCCGGGCUGGCCCUGAUCCUGACCGUCGUGGGGACCCGGGUGGCCGCCCUGGUGGUGCUGGAGUUCUCCCUGCGGGCCGUCUCCACGCUGCUGUCUCUGGGCAAGGGCUCCCAGAGCUCCGAGAUGCUGCAACUGCACCUGCUGGGCCAGUACUCGCUGGGCUGCGGGCUGACCUGCGGCCUGAGCUUCCUGCAGGAGGGCGCCCCGCACCGCACCCUGAACCUGCUGCUGGGCCUCGGGCUGGCGGCGCUGCUCCGCUCGGGCGCCGGGCGCCUCUGCCGCCACGUCUGCUGGCUCUACGAGCUGCACAGCGGCCAGCGCUACUGCGGGCUCUGCCUGGGCCUGCUGGCCGGCGCGCACGGCCUCCCCCGGCUGCUGACCCGCGCCCUGGCCGUGGCCUUUGCCGUGGGCGACCUGGCAGCCGUGGCCCUCAUCAACCGGGACUUCCUGAGCAUGUCGGACGCCGUGCGCUUCUGGACGCCGCUCGUCAUCUGCUACACCCUGCUGGUCAUCUACAUGCAGGAGGAGCAGCGGCAGAGCCCCGGCCUGCAGAGCCAGGUCCAGACGGUGCUGGUCCGCAUGGGUGGCCUCUUCGUGCUGCUGUUGACCGUGGGCAGCUGGCUGGACCUCCUGGGAGUCCUCCUGUCCCUGCUGGGCGAGCUCUGGUGCCUGACCCGCAUCCGCACCCUGCUGGACCUUUGCCAGAUACAGGAUUUUCCAGCCCAGAGGCCUUCAGCCCCAAGGCAGCCGCAGCCGCAGCCCUCAGCACCUGGCCAGCCCCAGGGGGCAGCCCCCUCCUGACCGGCCGGAGCAAGGACUUGGAAUCUGUCUCGGGCCCCCCCAGGCUCAUCGGGAGGUCUUGACCCCAGGACUAGCUGGGGGCAGGCUGGCCCCACCUGGAGUUCAAGGGGCUCUUGGGAGGGAGAGGAGGGUUUGGGCUAGGGCCCUCCGAAGGGGGCACCUGGAGGCUGCUGGGUGAACCCCUUUUUUUCUCAGGCAGGCACACCUGCCUUCCUGGGAUGAGGGGGCCUUGGGGGGAUGGGGGAGCACUGCAUUCUCAGAACGGCUUCCCCUUUUCUGGCCUCCCUCGCCCUCUCCAUGAACAAUAAAGAUGAUUUUCUCAGCCUG
Molecule: messenger RNA, 1389 nt
Organism: Suricata suricatta (meerkat)
Lineage: Eukaryota; Metazoa; Chordata; Mammalia; Carnivora; Herpestidae
Gene: TMEM82
Product: transmembrane protein 82
Exons: 6
Coding region: 31-1062 (343 amino acids)
Source: RefSeq, a predicted model, not a curated record